Molecule: messenger RNA, 1074 nt
Organism: Pseudomassariella vexata
Lineage: Eukaryota; Fungi; Ascomycota; Sordariomycetes; Amphisphaeriales; Pseudomassariaceae
Product: XAP5, circadian clock regulator-domain-containing protein
Exons: 2
Coding region: 1-1074 (357 amino acids)
Biological process (GO): chromatin organization
Cellular component (GO): nucleus
Source: RefSeq, a predicted model, not a curated record
AUGUCCAACCCCGAUUCUCGCUUCGCUUCAACAAACCAAACGACGCAGGAGCGGCUUACCACUAAUACCGUCGGCCUGGUCGCACUCUCUGAUUUUCGCAAGCGGCGUGCCGAGGUCAUUGAGCAGCAAGAACGAGAAUUGCGCGAAGCUGCAGCAACAGGAACCAAUGGGAGUGCUGUCGCAACACCAGAUCGCUCGCAGACCGGAACACCCGACCCAAAUGCUAGCGAGACAUCGAACCCUGCGCGAAAGAAGGUCAAGAGACGCAAGGCCGGCGCUGCGAAGCUGUCAUUUGGCGACGACGAAAACAAUGUCGAAGAAACCGAGGACAAGAGUGAUGGAGGCGUAGCGGGGAAGACAACUACAACAGGGGAGAAGAAGAUAAAGUUCAAGGCAAACUCGUCUGUCUCGGUCAUUCCACGCGCCAUGACGAAGUCAGCAUUACGGCGCGAGGCAGAAGAGAGGGAGGUGCUGAGAAAAGAGUUCUUGGCGAAGCAAGAGGCCGUCAAGGCCACCGACAUCGCCGUCCCGUUUGUUUUCUACGAUGGUACCAACAUACCGGGAGGUACGGUGCGCGUCAAGAAAGGCGACUACAUCUGGGUGUUCCUCGACAAAAGUAGGAAGGUAGGUGCAGAGCUGGGAGUGGGCGAGAAGGCAAACGCAAGGAGGGAGUGGGCUCGAGUUGGUGUGGACGACUUGAUGCUGGUCAGAGGCAAUGUCAUUAUUCCUCAUCAUUACGAGUUUCUCUUCUUCAUCAUGAAUAAGUCCAAGGGCCCCGGCGGCAGACUUCUCUUCGACUACAGCAUCCAGCCCGCUUCGCAACAAAACACAGAAGCCAUUACAGUCGAUCCUCUAUCUACGGCAGCAAGCAGGGCUGCCAAGUCUUUGGUUGACGUCAGCACCCUUGAGGGAGCAUCCGACGAGGCUGCUUUCACCAAGGUUGUUGACAGGCGAUGGUAUGAGCGCAAUAAACAUAUAUAUCCUGCUAGCGUGUGGCAAGAGUUCGACCCGGAAAAAAACUACCAGAUCGAGGUCCGUCGCGAUCUCGGCGGAAACACCUUUUUCUACUCCUGA